Molecule: messenger RNA, 6018 nt
Organism: Alternaria atra
Lineage: Eukaryota; Fungi; Ascomycota; Dothideomycetes; Pleosporales; Pleosporaceae
Exons: 11
Coding region: 1-6018 (2005 amino acids)
Biological process (GO): monoatomic anion transport; transmembrane transport; lipid metabolic process
Cellular component (GO): fungal-type vacuole; plasma membrane
Molecular function (GO): solute:inorganic anion antiporter activity; borate efflux transmembrane transporter activity
Source: RefSeq, a predicted model, not a curated record
AUGUCACGACCGUACAACGAUUGCGAAGAUCGCAGCCCAGGCUGUACUAGGAACACUGCCGAGGUUUGGUACUGUGUGGAUUGUGCUAGUGAGUUCUGCGAGCCUUGUUGGCAGCAAUUUUUGGCGCAUCGCGGUGGGAGAACAGGCAGAGACGGAUCACACGAGAAGGUAGAGUAUCAUGUGUAUGAAAAACUCAAGAACAUACUAGAGCCAAGGUACACCAAAGACGACGUAGAAAAACUCCACGAGGAUGACCUGGCCACUACCUGGUUCGGUACGAUUCGUACCCAAAGAAGAGCUCAGAUCACCACUGACAUUAUCGAAGGUAUAAAAAGGGAUGGUGAUACCGAACGACAUGACAGUUUGACGAGAAGAGACGGCCAGUCGGACCGUCAGCAAUUCCUCGACUAUGAUGUGUAUUCAGCUUUGUUAGGCAGUCCGCUCAAAAGCGGUAAAGAAAAGUAUCCGCGACUGGUUUCUUUCAUUGGUCAAACGAAUGCCGGGAAAAGUACACUGAUCAAGAUGCUCAUUCAACUACGAGGGGCCGGCAAUCUAGCGAAUCAGUAUCCUUCUCCCAUCGUUGGCUUGAGGCGUCUAGAGCCACAAGCUGGGAAUGAGAGACCUGGUAAUGAUCCAGUCGAGCACAUUCCAACAUCCGCCGAUGUACAUUUGUACGCAGAUCCCAUGAGCGUCAGCUCACGAACACCUCUGUUGUACGCAGAUUGUGAAGGCUUGGAGGGGGGAGAGAACCCACCAACUGGUGCCCAAGAAAACCGCAGGGCCCGGUCGAAUCCUGAUUGGCUCUCUGCGCGGCUGACUCCUGGCCGCAUACGAUCAUUGGCAUGGGCCACUGCAGGUACCGAAAGAGCAAAAAGAAGCUAUAUCGUGAAAGAGUUGUACCCGCGCAUCCUUUAUACUCUCUCAGAUGUGGUAGUCUUUGUUAUGCAGAGCACAAAUUCCAAAACGUUCGAAGUAUCAACCCUGCAGCCCUUAUUGCAAUGGGCUGACGCAUCCUUGGAGACAUCUGUCAACCAGCCGACGCUUCCCCAUGCGAUUAUUGCACUGAACGAAUGUGAACCAAGUGUCGAGCCAAAUGAAUGGGACAGUAUAUCGGCAACGAACAGCUUGUUGGCAGCCAACAAACACUGUAUCGACCCUAGACAUGGGCAUCCCUUCUUUAUCGGUCUGGCCGAGAGCUGGAGAGGAAAAGGACGACGCAUUAGAUCCAUCCUUGAUUUGAUACUUUGCUAUUACUCCACGUUUCAGGUUAUACGCAUACCACGCGGAGGUAGAUACCAGCUAUUACACGACCAAGUAAAUAGCUUCUACCAGGUGAUCACGGCUUCGUGCGAAAAGUCCUUCAAUUCCCGGAAGCGAGCGAACAUGCUCUUCAGAUCUUUUGAGCUGGACGUGCAUUUCCAAGCAGUAUUCAGUCAUUUCUCACGUACACUGACCAUGCCUUUCGACUUCAUUGCCAUGUCCCUACUCACCAAUCCGAUACCCAAUGACUUUGGUGGUCAUAUGCUCCAACUCGCACUUGCCAUACAGGCUCACGAUAAGGAAUCCAAAAGUGCUCAUGAGAGGACGCGCAAAGCUACUUCCAUCUUUGAUCGCAUGUCUAGACUUGUAGCUUGCAGCAUUUCUCUCGAUUGCGUCCGUCAUCGAAAAGGCUCUGCUCUGGAUCACUUUGUUUAUUACAUGAACUACUGCGAGUUCUCAGUGGAGACCUUUUGGAGCCAACAUCUCACUUGCGAAUUUCGCAACGGUUCGUAUCGAUGCGUAAACGUUGGCGCUAACCAUGAUCCGAAGGGGCACCAGAACGCCAAAGGCAAAGUAAUACCAGGCGAUUUCGAGUCCAGCUUUCAACCGGAAAUUUAUCUUCCAAUCUGGAAGAACGCAAUUCGAUCGCAGAUGCGCGACAUCGAUCUCGAACUUGAGAAUGCCUCACGACGAGCUCCAAGCUACUCCAGGGAAGCCUACAUGAUGCAGGUUCAUCACGACACCAUGAUCGCGUUUUAUGAUACUGUGGGCUCAGCUGCUGGAAUCUUGAGUCAUGCAACAUGCUUCUGCUGUCUUAUGCAAUCACCUGAGCACGCCCUCCGUUGUGGUCAUGUGCUCUGCACACAAGGUGGCAUGCGCGGGAUCGUUGAGAUCGAAGUGCUACGAACCCUACAACAACAGAUUGGUGACCGAAUACCUGUUCAGGCAUUCUUCGACCUAAUUAUGGGAACAAGCACUGGUGGCAUCAUUGCACUAGCAAUGGUGGCCAAAAAUUGGAGCUUGAGGCGUUGUUCCGAUAAGUUUAGAAGGCUGUGUAGUACCGCCUUCACACCACGGAAGCUACAAAGCAUUCCUUUUUUGAAGCACCUGAUAACUCUGAAGCUCACUUCGAAGUACUCGACAGGCCCUUUCAGAGAGACGCUGGUACAAAACUUUGGGGAAGAUCAUCUUUUUGGCAACUAUGGAGAGCGAAGUUCCUAUCUCAACACGAAGGUCGCCGUGACAACCACAGACAAAACCGGGUCGAAAGCAAUUAUCAUUGCAAACUAUAGCCGAAAGGAGGGUGAUCACAACAAAUUGCGUCCCGCGGAGUAUGAAUUCUUGAGACCUGACCGGCGCGAGUUCGGCCUUUCGAUCGCAGACGCCGCAGCUGCCACAUCAGCUGCGCCGAGCUUUUUCAAGCCAUUUGAGCACGCUGACACUCAUCGGACAUACUUGGAUGGUGCAAUAUACCACAACAAUCCCGUUCGGCUCAUGAACCAUGAGAGAAAACUGCUGUGGCCCGAUGUUGCUGAUCAUGCGCCCGAUCUCUUUCUGUCCAUAGGUACAAGUCAAAACAAGGCAGACUUGCGAGUCGAUCAACCCGAUUCGACAGCAGUACCUCCCGAAUCAAGGCACAAAAAUCUCAUGGAUAACAUUCUCGACGCCGAGAAAGCGUGGGAGCAAUUUCGAUCCGACGUGGCUCCGACGAGCGAUGAUGCAUCACGAUACGUACGCAUCAACCCAGAUAUUGGACGUCAGCCGCCAAAGCUGGACGAAGUAAAAAAGAUUGGAGAGUUGAUUCGAGAUGCUCGCAAAGCACUGAAAACACCAGAAAGCCGUACUCAGAUUGCAAGGCUUGCACACAUACUUGUGGCUAGUACUUUCUAUUUUGAACUACGUAAUGGACCUGUGUCGAAUAGUGAUGGAACUUUCUCUUGCGCAGGUCACAUUUGCUGUAGGUUCGAGGACGAUUCUCCUUACCUCCCAGGCCUGGGUGAGUUCUUCGCAAAACGGCAGACUGUUACUUUCCAAUCUUAUUUCGAAAUUGAGUUCGACCUGGACGGUCCUCGUACUCAUCAGAUCCCUCUGUCGUUGGAAAUAAUUUCUGAUAUGCGACAAUUGGCCUCGUUUCGAAUGCCUGCUCCUGCUAUACGAACGAGGAGUAAGGACUCGGAAAUCAACAUCUCGCUGCACAUUCGAAGCCGCGAUCUGACCCCCACUAAAUACCACAUAAGUGGAUUCCCGCGGGCAGUCAUGAAAGAUAAUGAACCCAAAAGCUCGGAUAGCACGAUUUCGCUGAGUGCAAGGAGGGAUUCGACUCGCGAGCCUCUGGAAUUACCCACUUCGGGCAGCAUGCCGGAGUUGGAUGCUUCACCGGGACGACCCGCAGCUGUCUACAGAGGUGUCUCAGAACAAACUACUUUGGUCGGCAUUGAGCAGGCAUUGACUGACAGAAGACUGGGACAGAGGUCGAUAUACACCUCGACUAAUCGUCAAGCUGGCCGACAGCAACAGUCAGUCGACCUACCAUCAGAACGAACGAGGAGCCAUCGUGCGCCUCAAGACCCCACCCAGCAUCGAUACGCCAUCCGUCCUAGGAGUACAAUUCCAACGGAAUUACAUAGCAACGAUGUAUCUGUACCCAACAGACCGUUGCAACAGCAUCAAAGCGAGAAUACAUCUCGUGUCGCUAUCGGUUCCGCUGGCCAGAUUAGAACUGCUCUGGCAAAUGACUCUGAACAAUCCUUGAAUUCGAGUGGAAUGAUGGAAACUGGCCGUGUACAGGUUACCGAAGGUCGCGCUGAACGGUACGACCCAAGUUCCCAACCAGCGAGCAAUGCUACCCGUGCCCCAGCUCUUCGACCAGAUAUCCGUAGCGUACCCACCCAGGGCUACGACCUCGCCAUAGACGAACCAAUGUCUUCGAAUUAUGCGAAUAGAUCGUGGAAGUCGCGUGUAUUCCAUCCCUCAAAGCGCAAUGCCACGCCGAAUAACGAUCUUGAUCGAGAGAACACGCGCCAAACGCAUGGAUCGGCUGCCUCGAGCAAGGCUGCCUGGUGGGAGACACGCCUUUUCAGUGGCAUGAUAAAUGACAUACGGCGACGGGCACCGUUCUACUGGAGUGACUGGAAAGAUGCGUGGGACUAUCGCGUUGUGCCUGCGACGAUCUACAUGUACUUCGCAAACAUCCUUCCAGCGCUCGCCUUCUCGCUUGACAUGUUCGAAAAGACGAAUGAAAGCUUUGGCGUCAACGAGGUUCUCCUUGCCUCAGUGCUAGCCUCUGUCGUCUUCUCGCUCGCAGCAGCGCAACCUCUGGUCAUCGUGGGCGUUACUGGACCGAUAACCGUCUUCAACUACACCGUAUACGAUAUCAUCACCCCACGGGGAACGAACUACUUCGCGUUCAUGUGCUGGAUAGGCAUAUGGUCUUUGAUCUUCCACUGGAUACUCGCGAUCACGAACUCCUGCAACGGUUUACGAUACGUUACGCGCUUUUCCUGCGACAUUUUCGGCUUCUACGUCGCGUUCAUAUAUCUACAAAAGGGAAUACAAGUCUUGAUGAGGCAAUGGGCUGUCAACGACGCGUCGGCAUACCUUUCAAUCAUGAUUGCUCUGCUGGUUACUGCGGUCGCAUAUAUUUGUGGCAUUGUUGGACAAUCGUCGCUGCUUCAGCGUCACGUUCGGAAGUUUGUUGAAGAUUACGGUACACCGCUUACCGUUAUCUUCUUCACUGGUUUCGUGCAUAUUGGUAAGAUGGCUGGCAUUGAGUUGCUCAAGCUACCUACCUCGAAGGCGUUUUUUCCAACUACAGAUCGUGGAUGGUUCAUACACUUCUGGGACAUAAGUGUUGGCGACGUGUUCCUGGCUAUCCCGUUUGCCGUACUUUUGACCAUUCUGUUCUGGUUUGAUCACAACGUUUCUAGUCUCAUCGCGCAAGGCACUGAAUUCCCGCUGCGCAAACCGGCAGGUUUCCACUGGGAUAUCUUCCUCCUAGGCAUCACGACUGGGGUUGCAGGACUAUUAGGCAUUCCGUUUCCGAAUGGUCUCAUCCCACAGGCACCAUUCCAUACCACAUCGCUUUGUGUUACACACACUGUAUCCGAUUCGGACGAUGAAGAGAACAAAGGUCAUGCCAAGCGGGUCGUCGACCACGUGGUAGAGCAGCGCGUAUCGAACCUUGCACAAGGCCUCCUUACGCUGGGUACUAUGAGCGGACCUCUUCUCGUCGUUCUGCACCUUAUUCCACAAGCUGUGCUAGCAGGCUUGUUCUUUGUCAUGGGUAUUCAGGCACUAGAAGCAAAUGGCAUCACGCUCAAGCUCAUCUUCCUCCUAAAGGAUAAACAUCUCACAUCCCGAUCCGACCCGUUGACACAAGUCAAACGCCGAUGGGUGAUCUGGGCUUUUGUCGGUCUGGAGCUUGUUGGCUUCGGUGCUACCUUCGCGAUCACUCAGACAAUCGCCGCGAUUGGUUUCCCGGUCUUCAUCUUCCUGUACAUUCCAAUGCGAACGUUCCUGAUGCCGAACUUCUUUACACAAGAAGAAUUGGGUAUUCUUGAUGCGCCAACUGCGAGUCCAUUUACCAUGGAGUCGGUGGGUGGUAAUCACGGGCAGGUGGUGGAACCAAGCCCAAACAAUCAGGUACUCGAGGAGAGCGAAGAGGCUGAAAGAGGUGAAAGGCGCAGUACGGGUGAAGAGAAGAUGGGGGUUGUUGGAGGACCAAGUAGAAGGAGAAACAGUUUGCUGAGGAGAGAUUGA